This is a messenger RNA of Tripterygium wilfordii, 688 nucleotides long. RefSeq lists its product as uncharacterized. The coding region runs from base 120 to 551 and encodes 143 amino acids. The transcript is spliced from 2 exons. Lineage: Eukaryota; Viridiplantae; Streptophyta; Magnoliopsida; Celastrales; Celastraceae. The record is from RefSeq and is a predicted model, not a curated record.
CCAAAAUCCUAUCUCCAUCUCCACCACACAAGUAGGCUCUUAAUCACAGACCCAUAUAAGCCCCAACUUUUGGUUGCUCUUCUUGCUGGAAAAAGAAAACCUUUAACGGGAUCUUGAAUAUGAUUUCAGUCAAACUUCUCGAUAUCUCUUAUCAAUCAGCAUUUGUCUCCAAUUCUUCCUGUUUUCAAAGAAGGGUACGAAGAAAAUCCAGUUUUGCACCAAUUAAAGUGAUCAAUAGACGAAAACUGGCAGUCAGAGGAGGUAGUGAAGGAGGAGGAGAAGAGAAGAAGAAUGAAAAGCGCACAUUUUUAACUCUAGAAGAAGCUGGUUUGGUAGAAAUAUCCGGUCUGGGAACUCACGAGAAGUUUUUGUGCCGUCUAACGAUAUCGUCUCUGAACCUAUUAAGGGUGAUAUCAGAGCAAGAAGGGGGUACAAUUGAAGAGCUAAAUGCAGGGAGAAUAUGCGAUUGGUUCGUGAAGGACAAGCUUAAAAGGGAGCAGAAAACAGAGUCUGCGGUCCUUCAAUGGGAUGAUUCCGAUUUCCUCCUUUGACUUUAUUUUUAGUUUCUCCUUCUGCUUUUGUUUUCCUGAAUCACUGAGUAUGGGAAUUCAGCCCACAUCUAUAAAUGAUUAUAAAUCCAAUAAUAUAUUUUUUGAUCAAUAUAAAAAGUAUAAAAUAUUUUCAGUAA